Pteronotus mesoamericanus is the source of this 1413-nucleotide messenger RNA. RefSeq names its product F-box protein 6 (gene FBXO6). Gene Ontology annotation, biological process: SCF-dependent proteasomal ubiquitin-dependent protein catabolic process; glycoprotein catabolic process. Gene Ontology annotation, cellular component: SCF ubiquitin ligase complex; endoplasmic reticulum quality control compartment; cytoplasm. Bases 380 to 1300 code for a protein of 306 amino acids. Lineage: Eukaryota; Metazoa; Chordata; Mammalia; Chiroptera; Mormoopidae. The transcript has 6 exons. Gene Ontology annotation, molecular function: ubiquitin protein ligase activity; protein binding. The record is from RefSeq and is a predicted model, not a curated record.
UUCUGCUUUCGAGAGUGCAAAGAGGAGUCGUUGGGAGCGUCCAUGGAGAGAAGGCCGGUGCGUGACACCGUGCCGGGCACGUGGGAAGCCCAGCAAGUGCGAGGUGGCUUCUUCGGGCAGGCGUGAGUGCCCCAGGAUGGGCUUCCCUCCCUGCGCCCCACCAGCACCGCACAGUCAGGCUGCACGAGAGGCCGAGGAAGGACAGAAACGAAGGGUAUGGGGAGUAAUAACAGGCGACCAGAGCCAAAACCCGGAGUUCGGAUGCCCAAGGAAGGAGUUGCUCCUCCCUAACUCAGAGCCCAGCGACUCUCACCAAAGCCUGCGGGCCGCACCGCAGCCCAGGAUAGCUGCCUGAGUGCACCCUGCCCCCACCCCAGCUAUGGCUCUGGUCAGCAUCAACGAGCUGCCUGAGAACAUCCUGCUGGAGGUAUUCACGCACGUGCCCGCCCGCCAGCUGCUGCUGCGCUGCCGCCCGGUCUGCAGCUUCUGGCGCGACCUCAUCGAUGUCGUGACCCUCUGGAAGCGCAAGAGCCUGCGGGACGGCUUUAUCACUGAGGACUGGGACCAGCCUGUGGCCAACUGGAAGAUCUUCUAUUUUUUAUGCAGCCUCCGCAGGAACCUCCUCCGCAACCCAUAUGCUGAAGAGGGUAUGGCACACUGGCGUAUCGACCACAAUGGGGGUGACCAGUGGAAGGUGGAGAGCUUACCUGGAGCCCAUGGGACAGACUUUCAUGACUCCAAAGUCAGGAAGUACUUCGUCACAUCCUAUGAAUUGUGCCUCAAGUCCCAGCUGGUGGACCUCAAAGCCGAGGGCUACUGGGAGGAGCUAAUGGACGAGUUCCGGCCCGACAUUGUGGUUACGGACUGGUUCGCCGCUAGAGCAGACUGCGGCUGCACCUACAAGAUACGCGUACAGCUGGUCUCAGCCGACUACAUCCCCUUAGCCUCCUUCGAGCCCUCGCCUGUGACCAUCCCUCAGUGGAACGACGCUGCGUGGACAGAGGUCACCCAUACCUUCUCAGAUUACCCUCCGGGCGUCCGCCACAUCCUCUUCCAGCACGGGGGCCAGGACACCCAGUACUGGGAGGGCUGGUACGGGCCCCGCGUCACCAACAGCAGCAUCAUCAUCAGCCCGAAGGCGACCAGGAACCCUGCGCCCUCCGCAGCUCAGCCCAGGCCCAGGCCCAGGCAGGAGGAGGGUGCUGACCUGUCCUCCCCGCUUCCUGACAGUCUGUCACCAGACAGCUCUUUACUCGUCCUCUGUCCCGGCCAGUCCCGGGACCUCCUGCCACAGUUGUAACCUUGGGCGAACCCACCAGAUGGUGGUAACUCACUGCUGCAGCUUUCUGUUAAAUGUAGCUCUGCCAUUUUGUCAUAAUAAAUGUUUUCAGUAGAACCAGCCUGGCCUGGGUC